Molecule: messenger RNA, 1218 nt
Organism: Tigriopus californicus
Lineage: Eukaryota; Metazoa; Arthropoda; Copepoda; Harpacticoida; Harpacticidae
Product: holotricin-3-like
Exons: 2
Coding region: 780-1097 (105 amino acids)
Cellular component (GO): extracellular matrix
Source: RefSeq, a predicted model, not a curated record
AAAAAAUAGCAUAUUGAGGUAGUUGCUUUCUGAGUUUGAGAGAGGUAACGUAUGAUAAAGAUGGCAUUACGUAUACAAAACCGUCAUGAUGCAUGACGUGCGUACUUGCGUCUUUUUUCAAUUCAAGAAGAAUCUUGCUCAACUUUGAUUUUGUGAUUGGUAAACAAAGCCAAAACAUUUUUGGUCGAAUGUCCCACGUAUCUUUCGCUAAAUGCAGCUGUACGACGAAUAAUACGUCUUUUUGUGACCAUUGCCGACUUUGGGGCCCAAUUAAUGCCAUUCAAACUCAUGCACCACACAGCAAAGUAUUAGUGAAGUAAUAGUGAAGUAGUCCAGCUUUUUGGUGACGUUUUUCCUCCAUCUAAACUAAAACAAACAAAAUCGCCCACCAAAGCACUUUCUUAGAUUGGUCACAAGGACUUAAAGAUUAGUCCAAUUCAAUCAUACCCUUUUCUAUCGUACUUCUUGGUGCAGUUUGCAUUGCAUCUGAACAUAAUUGUGAACUACAACUGAAUUUCAAAGGUGCCUCGAAAACUUUUACUUGUGUACUUUUAAAUGUUCGAUCCACAAAGUGCAUCUUCUGCUUUUCACGUACGUCGAAGUAGGAAAUCGUCUCAAGAAUCAAAUAUCAAAUACCACCAGUACAUGUAUCUAAAAGAUAGUUAACUUUUCAUGCGAGCACUCGAAGAACCGAACCUAUAAAUAACUUGUCAAAAUGGUCUCGUUCAUCACAUCUCGUUCUUCCAUUUGGAGCUUAACAGCCCACAAUUACAUCCAAAAUGAAGGUCCUCGUUCUCAUUGCUGCUAUCCUCUGCCUUAUUGCUCCCAUUCUGGCCAAACCCAGUCAUGGCGGCGGCCAUGGUGGCGGCUUCGGGGGUGGCCAUGGCGGCGGCCAUGGAGGCGGCCACGGUGGUCAUUACUCUUUUGGUUACAAGGUGCAUGAUGGCUACAACAACUUUGGACAUUCUGAAAGCCGCCAUGGAGGCCACACCAAAGGCCAAUACCACGUCAAACUCCCGAACGGCAAGUUGCAGACGGUCAACUACCACGUGGAUGGGUAUUCCGGAUACGUGGCCAAGGUUCAUUAUGGCCACUAAGUGGUUAUUUUGAGAUAGUUGUCCCUCUGUCUUUGGAAAGCGAGACUUUCUAUAACGUUUUAUGACCAUGUGUGCUAACUACUUCAACUCCGAAAUAUAGCACAUGCUGCGGAACUGCCAA